CGUGCGGAGCGGCGCGGGGCACGGUGCGGUACGGCGCUCAUUGAGUACAUCGCCGGACGCUCAGCAGCACCCGCGCCACUGCAACGGGGAGGGAGAGAGAUCCUAACGGCAGGAAGAGAGUGUCAGUCUGCUAUAUCUGAUCUACGAUGAAUGCCAAAUCUGCGAUCAGCAAAGAAAUUUUUGCCCCACAUGAUGAAAGGAUGCUGGGAGCUGUCCAAGUUAAAAGAAGAACGAAAAAAAAGAUUCCUUUCCUAGCUACUGGGGGUCAGGGUGAAUAUUUAACGUACAUCUGCCUGUCAGUGACAAACAAGAAACCAGCUCAAGCAUCUAUUACGAAGGUCAAGCAAUUUGAAGGCUCUACAUCAUUUGUUAGGAGAACGCAGUGGAUGCUUGAGCAGCUUCGCCAGGUCAAUGGUAUUGAUCCUAAUCAGGAUUCUCCAGAAUUUGAUUUACUAUUUGAAAAUGCUUUUGACCAAUGGGUAGCAAACACAGCUUCAGAAAAAUGCACAUUCUUUCAGAUUCUUCAUCACACAUGUCAGCGAUAUCUUACAGACAAGAAACCAGAAUUUAUCAACUGCCAAUCUAAAAUUAUGGGAGGAAACAGCAUACUCCAUUCAGCUGCAGACAGCGUGACAAGUGCAGUACAGAAGGCAAGUCAGGCUUUGAAUGAGCGUGGUGAGAGACUAGGUCGAACAGAAGAAAAGACAGAGGAACUGAAAAAUAGUGCUCAGCAGUUUGCAGAAACUGCGCACAAGCUUGCAAUGAAGCACAAGUGCUGAGAUACUGCCCAAAGUUGAAAUAUUCUCGAAAGAAACUGAAAAAAGCCUAGAUUCAGCAGUUUUGAUGGGAGAUGAAGAUUUGUGUGACUUUUUCCUUCCAGUUCAGUGGAGAUGCAUUCUUUCAGUUUCUGUGCAUGAAAAGAUGUUCCUUUUCUACCUUUUUUUACUUACAUUUUGUUCCUCUUUUGUAAUAUUGCGACAAAAUCUUGCAGUACUUUGUACCUGUAUUUCCAUUUAUUACAGGAGCUAAAGCAAACAGGGGAGCUGGACCAAAUGACAAAGUUGAUCCACAUUAAAAUAGUAAUAUUCUUCCACAGUACUCCUUCCUGGCAUUGUAUAGAAGAGUAUUUAACUAAGUGCAGACGUGCAUGAAGAAAUAAAAUACAAAGAAGGGGUAUACGUUUCUUGAUUUUAUGUAGCAUCAGCAGAAUAUGAAUGUUGGAAUUAAAUGCACGAGGAUUUAACCAUGGUGGAGAAUACUGUCUUGGGAAACAGAAAAUUUGUUUAGCCUACCCAAAGUAGAAAGUUUUGCAUGCGCCAUCACCAGCAUUUGGAAGGGCAUAUCUGAAUUUCAUAGAGGAAUCUGUUUCCAGUGCUGCAUUUUGAAUAUUUCAAUUUAAACUCAAGAUGGAUUUUUUUUGAAGAGAAAAAUGAAAGAAACAUACAGUGAAUCUAUGUACGGGGUUUCAAAAUUGCGGAAAAAAAAGAAAAUGAUUAAUCUAUACAUAUAGCUGUGCCUCUAGCAAUGUGGUGUAAAAUAACAUCUUUUUUUUUUUUUUUUUUUUUUUGUGGUGGUGUUUUUUUUAACCUGUUCUUCUCUAGCUAAAGACAGAUAUAAAGGAGAACACACCAUUUUCCAUUUUCCAUGUCACUGGUCAUUCAUAAAUAUUACAGUAAAAAAUUUAGGGAAUAGUCUUCAUUGAUGAGAACUACAUUUGUCUUAGUUCAUCAUCUGAUUUUCAGAUUAGAGGCUUUUAAAAAAUUUGUUGGUAUAAUAAAAUCGUACCUUUAGUUUGAGUAUUGGUUUUCAGUUUACAUUAUCACUGGAAGUGUAACAUCCUGCUUCAUUUUGUAUUCACUGUAUUCAAUCUGUGCAUUAUUUUAUUUUACAAAGACAAAUAGGUUACUCUUUUUUUUUUUUUCUUCAAAGCUGUUUUCUUAAUAUUUUCAUAGCAUUCAAACAUGCUUCUGAAAUUAAAUAAGAAAUCUUAGCAGAAGUUUUGGACUUCAUCUUCUAGAGAUGCUUGCACUUUAAAAGCAAUGCACUUCAGAAACUUUUGUCCUCAUUUUACUGGAGAAUCAGAGAGCUGCCAUUAUAUGAAUGCACUUUGGCUUCCAUUUUCAAUGUAGAAUAAGAUAUUUCCAUUGUUUAUGACACUUUAAACAAUCUUAAGUCCUCCAAGCAGUGCUCGAAUAAAGAUAAAAUUUUCUGUGGGAAUUAAGAAUACUUUGCUUACCACAAGCUGAUGUGACUGAAGUUCUGGCUUGAAAAUAUUCCUGUUGUAAAAAGAUGUUCGUCUUUAGGAAAACUUAAAGACAUGACAUUCUUAAAGCUGCAUUCAAAAUGUACAUCUAUUUUUUAAUAAUUUAAGAGGUUUUGUAUGACGCUCAUUAUUUAACUGCACACAGGGACCUGACAGUGCAUAUAUUUGUCAUCCAUGUAGUAACAUACAAUCCUUUAGACAGAUUUAGCAUCAGAUGUAGCAGUUACCUCAUCAUGCAUGGUUAAAUGUAAGGGAAUUUGGCCAGCUCUAUGUUACAAGUUUGAACAGGCUCAUUAGCAGCAUGAGCUCUGCAAACUCAGCCAAGCCACUUACAAUUAAUACUUACCCUAGGAAUGUAGUAGCACUCCGAAUGCUAAUGUAGUGAGUAUGAUUAUUUCAUUCAGUUAGUCAGGCAGACAGUCUCUGAGUAGAAAUUAAAUUUUUGGUAAAGGCAAAAUGUUAGGCUGUUCUUUAAAAGAUAAAUUCAGUCUAGGAGUGCAUAUUUGACCACUUAUCUUCUGUCAUCCUCUUUUCUAUUUUUCUUUCUUUUUUUUCUUUUUUUUUUUUAAUAUUAUUUUUAUGGUAACUUGGGACUCUUCUUGAUAGAAAGAUGGAAUAGAUUUUGAACUGCUACCAUUUAUGAGUUUGUCAGAAACUCAGAAAAAAAAUGUCAAAAUCCUAUUAAAUUGAUAAGAAUUAAUUGUCUAAAUUCAGAUAAAAAUGUGAUAGAUUUUCAGACUUUUACAUUAAUUUCUGCUGAAAAGGGUCACAGUUGCACUGCUAAGUUCCAGCUCUUUUGUGAGUUCAACUGCUCUAAAACAUUGCUUUAAUCCCAAUGACAGUUCUUCAGGUUUUUUUGUUUUUGUUUUUUUGUUUUUGUUUUUUUGUAAAUCCUCCAGUUAGUAGUAUUGUGUUAUGUAUCAUAACUCAGGGCUUUUAUCCAGCCAUAAAAAGCCAUUUACUAUCAAAAUUCUGAUUAACUUAAUAUUACCAAAUGAAGGAAAAGGGGGUUAUUUAUGUAUUCACUUUCUUCUUGCUGUUCAUUUAACAACAAGACUUGGUAGUUUCUAGAAAAAAAGAAAAAGAAAAAAAAAAGAAAAGAAAAUGAAAAAAAGAAGAGAGAAAGAGAUGUAUAAAUGUCCAUGCAAAGAUAAAUCUUAUAGCACUGUAAUUUCCUCUUGGAAAUUAGUUUGCAGUGUAUACAACAUAGUGUUAUUAGAUAGUGAUGUACAUAACAUAUACUGUAAUUCAGGUUAAUGUUUCAAAUGAAAGAAUGUAUUUGUAAAUUGUAACAACAUCAAUAGUUUAUCUUUUUAAAGUUCUGCAAAGAAAAAAAUGCACUGCUAGACUUGAAACUACUGUGCUGCAAAUUCUGUCUUAAUAGUUUAUCUUUGAGUCUAGAAAAAAGUUGUGCGUUAUGUGAAAUAUUAACAAUAAUGUGCUCUUUUAAAAAGUGUUCUUAAAGGUUGGUAGGUUUUGCUAUAAUUUGCCAAAACUGUAAUAGUUGCUGGUAUCUAUGUAACCCAUUCUUCAAGAGUUCUCAGAGAUGUAGAAACUUUGUGCCAUUCUGGGGAAACAAAAAGUGGGACCUGCUCUCUUGAGUAACUACUGGAAAUCCUACAUUUUUUGCUGUUGCUGUUUUUUUGUUUUUUGUUUUUUUGUUUUUGUCAUUAAAUACUUCAAGUGUGGUCAAAACA
This is a messenger RNA of Coturnix japonica (Japanese quail), 3960 nucleotides long. It is a transcript of the gene STXBP6, whose product is annotated as syntaxin binding protein 6. Gene Ontology annotation, molecular function: phosphatidylinositol-4,5-bisphosphate binding. Gene Ontology annotation, biological process: Golgi to plasma membrane transport; exocytosis; regulation of SNARE complex assembly. Gene Ontology annotation, cellular component: plasma membrane; exocyst. The record is from RefSeq and is a predicted model, not a curated record. Lineage: Eukaryota; Metazoa; Chordata; Aves; Galliformes; Phasianidae.